AGUUACACACAUGGAACAAGCAGAGGGAGGGCGAGAGAGACACUGGGGAGAUAGACUGUGCAGCAGCAGGAGGAAGAGGGGAGGGGAAAGUUAGACGGACAAGCCCGAAGCAACUUUUCUCCUCUGUCUUUUCUCUGAAAGGGAAUACACCAGAAAACAGGAAAGACACUGGAAACCAUUUCAAUUUCUUUAGACACGUGAAUUAUGGAUUAAUUAAAUCACACGUUUGUGGAUCUAAGGACAGUUGAAGUGGUCAUCCGGCGGAGGAGGUGAAGCGAGGCGAGGUGCUGCUGUCGGAGGAGAAACAUCAUGUGGGUUCUCUGCUCUGCUUUCACUCUGCUGGCCAUCAGCCUCGGAUCAUGUGACACCCUGAUGUCAGAACAAGGUGCGUCUUGUCCACCUUUACAAGUGGCUGACUGGAGGUUCCCCCAAUCAUCCAGGGUCAAUAUUACUGGUUUUAAUCUGGUGAGACGAUUUUCCCUGCUGAAGGACACAAAUGUCAAGAAGAUCCGCAGCCCUCGAGGUGCCGUCAUCCUACGCCUGGGCAAGACGGCACUCUUGCGCCCCAGCGACCAGGUGUUCCCUCAUGGCCUACCUGACGAGUACACCCUCAUCUUCACCCUAGCUUUGAAGAAGGCUGCUCUUCGGGACACCAUCUACCUCUUUCAGAUAUCAGACCGGCAGGGAUACCCGCAGCUCUCAGUGGAAUUCAGCGGUCCUGAUGGGACCUUGUCUAUACGAGCAGCAGGGCUGGACCCUGCGGCUGGCCCAGUAAGCUGUGUUUUCACUGGGGAGGGUGUGGAGGCCCUGAUGGACCUUCGCUGGCACAAGUUGGCCCUCAGCAUUCAGCACAACGCCGUCUCCCUCUAUGUAGACUGUGACUCCAUCGAAACAAGGCCUCUUGGGCCGCGAGGCGUCCUGAAAACAGAUGGACACACACUGCUGGGUGUUCGAGCUGAAGAUGCUGGUCCAGUACAAAUGGACAUUCAGCAGGUGAUGCUGUACUGUGACCCGCUGCUUGCCACCCAAGAGACUUGCUGUGAGAUACCUGGAGCUCGGUGUCCUCCUGAAGCCUCUAAGAGUCGCCGAGCUGCUGAGAAUGACCUGGUUGAGAACACAUUUACCCAGGAUAUUUUUGCAUCCAAAGAUCUUGCAGAAAAAGUAUUGAACUUUGGCGGAGUUGCUGGGUUAAAAGGGGAAAAAGGCGAUCGGGGUGAUGCCUGUUCUGGCUCCAAUCCAGGGCCAUGCACAGAGGGACCCCAAGGCCAGAAGGGAGAGAAAGGCGAGCCGGGAAUGGCUUCCAACUGGGGCGAAGCAGUAGCAUACAAGGGAGAGAAAGGUCAGAAAGGAGAAAUUGGUCUGCAAGGUCUGACUGGGACACCUGGGAAGGAUGGUCGAGCGGGGUCCAUCUGUGUGGUCGGCCCCAAGGGACAGAAGGGUGUACCGGGUGCGGUGGGUCCUGAAGGGCUGGCUGGAGAGCCUGGAAAACCUGGACUUCCAGGUCUGACAGGAAGUGGAAAGCCAGGACCUCCGGGCCCUCCUGGAGAGGCUGGAGGUGCAAAAGGAGAAAAGGGAGACUCCGGCCCUAAAGGAGAAGACGGAUUACCUGGAGAUCGAGGACCAAGAGGCCCAGGGGGUCCUAAAGGGGAGAAGGGCGAUGCGUGCGAAGUGUGCCCAGGGCUGCCUUCGGACAUGAGCAACAUGGUGGCUUUGCAGGGGAAACCCGGCCCUAAAGGCGAGCCGGGAUCACCCGGAGUAGGGAUGAGAGGACUCCCAGGCCCUACAGGUGCAGACGGCAAAGCCGGACCACAGGGAGAACCAGGAACUUUUGGUGCCAAAGGAGAAAAGGGGGAACCGUGUUCCUCGUGCCCCACCAAUGGACAGCUGCCAGGUGCUCUACCCUCAACUCUGCAGCUGAAGGGUGAGAAGGGCCAGCCUGGGAUCGGACUCAAAGGGGAACCGGGGGAGCCAGGAAACACGGGCUUAUCUGGGCUUAAAGGAGAGAAGGGCAACGCAGGCAGCACAGGAGCUGAUGGUAAGCCGGGGAAGCCUGGAGCGAGGGGACCUGGUGGCAAGGAUGGACAGAAAGGUGCAAAGGGAGAACAAGGCCCACCUGGUGUCAGUAAUCCUGGCCUAAAGGGUGAGAAGGGCGAGUGUGGUGUGUGCCAGCCAUCGGAGGUUGGUCCUUUGCCUGCUGGAAUUAAAAUGCCGGAGGGAAGAAAAGGUGAACCUGGCCCUCCAGGUCCGCCUGGACCUCCAGGUCUCGGAGCUGAUGGCAAACAGGGACCCCCGGGGCCGCUUGGUGCUAGGGGAGAAAAGGGUGAAGAAGGAGACCAAGGAGAAAAAGGACUGGAUGGAUCUCCUGGAGUCCCGGGACUGCCUGGAGAGCCUGGUCGGGAUGGACUAAGGGGCUUGAAGGGGGAGAAGGGUGAUGCAUGUACCAGCUGUUCUCCCCUUGGCAUUGCGGUGGCUGAUGGUGUGGCUGUACCAGGCCCCAAAGGAGAAAGAGGAGAACCUGGACCACCAGGAGCAGGAAAGCCUGGCAAGAAUGGAAAACCAGGUUUACCAGGUGUUCAAGGGCAGCCCGGUCCCAAAGGAAGCAAGGGAGAAACUGGAGCUGCAGGAAUUGGACCUCCAGGUCCAGAGGGUGACGAGGGGCCAAGAGGCCUUCCAGGGCUUGUCGGACCACCUGGAGUCAGAGGAUCACCUGGCCUGGAUGGCCCUGCAGGGGAGAAGGGCUCCAGAGGUGAUAUGGGACCCCCUGGGCCACAGGGGCCAGUGGGUGUUGGUGCAGUGGGGCCCGCGGGUAGAGAUGGAGCCCCCGGUCCUGAAGGAGAGGCAGGAGCUGAUGGGAAGCCCGGACGGGAUGGAGCUAAAGGGGACAAGGGUGAACCAGGGGUGUGCAACUGCAUUAUGCCCAUGCAGCCGAGCAUAGGUGGACCUGGAGCUCCAGGAACAGCAGGAAACAUGUGGCAGCUCGGCCCUCAGGGUCCCCCAGGUCCCCCCGGCCCUCCCGGCCCCCCUGGACCCCAGGGUGUUAAUGGGAUCCAAGGCCCUCAGGGUAUCCCUGGAAACGACGGGAUACCAGGGAAUCCGGGUUUGCCUGGAAAGCUCGACUAUGUUGGACCGCGGCAGCCACUUCAGGAUUCCACAGACAUAGAUGAGGGAUGUGAAGGGGGCUGCUCCAAGGGGUUGCCAGGGGUACCAGGCAUGGCUGGGGCCAAGGGUGAGAAAGGAGACCAAGGCAAGCCUGGUGCAACCCUUUUGGACAGCUGUGACAGGUGUUUAGAGAGGCUGCAAAAGGAACCAGCCACGCAAGCAGUGGGAGAUCGGUCCUACACAGGAACACCUGGACAUCCGGGGGUGCCCGGAUCACCUGGAAUCAAAGGCGAUCCUGGUGCACCAGGAGAAAGAGGUCCAGCUGGAACUCCAGGAUUCAUGGGUCCUCCUGGUUUCCCGGGUCCUCAGGGUCCAUCCGGACCAGCUGGUCAGCAGGGUGAGCGCGGGUCGCCCGGCCUCUCUGGACUCAAGGGCGAGCAGGGGCCUCCGGGAACGCCUGGUUAUCCGGGAGCCAUGGGACCGCCCGGAUUGCCUGGACUGAAGGGUGAGCGUGGAAGCCCGGGAAGCGCUGGUCAGAAAGGAGAAUUGGGUCCUUCUGGAGCCCCCGGGUAUCAAGGACAGGCUGGUGCACAGGGCAUUAAAGGAGAGACGGGACCAGCAGGGUCCGCUGGUGAGAAAGGAGAACAGGGUUUCCAAGGACAACCGGGAUUUCCAGGACCACCAGGUGCACCUGGUCCUGCAGGUAAACCUGGAAGAGAAGGCACUGCUGGACUCAAAGGUGAAAAAGGUAAUGAUGGUUCUCCGGGCGCUCAGGGACCAACUGGUCCCCCCGGGUCUCCUGGCUCUCCAGGACUUAUGGGUCCCCCUGGCAUCGAGGGAAUUGAUGGAAAACCUGGGAAGCCAGGUCUGAGGGGAGAACCAGGCCUGCAAGGCCCAGCAGGACUCCGAGGAAUCCCAGGAUUCAAAGGGAAAACAGGGCAUGUUGGCUUUCCUGGACAGAAGGGAGAGGCCGGACCUACAGGUCCACCAGGACCACCGGGGAGGCCAGGUCAUGAGGGUGAUCCAGGUGCCCCUGGAGCUCAGGGACGACCAGGACCUGCAGGCCACAUCGGUCCCGCUGGGCCAGCAGGACCUCCAGGGCCUACUGGUCCAUCAGGAGUGGGCAUACCAGGAGACAAGGGCCAAGCUGGAGAAAGAGGCACCCCAGGGAUGGCUGGACCUCCAGGACCACCUGGGCAUCCGGGGCUUUUAGGCGAGCCUGGUAGUGAUGGUGCUGCUGGUAAAGAUGGAGCGCCAGGCCUACCGGGAGAAAAUGGGCAGCCAGGUCAAAAAGGUGAGCCAGGGGCUGCCGGCCAGAGAGGUCCGCCAGGAGAGAGAGGUAGACCAGGCCCCCCAGGUGGUGGAGGCCAUAUGGGCAAGGACGCUCAACCCAUGAUGGGACCAGCCGGACCUAGAGGGGAAAGGGGAAGCCCAGGCUCAGCAGGCCUUCCUGGAUCGCCUGGCACCCCAGGGAUACCAGGAAAUGAUGCUGUCAUCAAUUACGAUGAAAUCAAGAACUUCAUUCGCCAACAGGUCAUGAAGGUCUUUGAUGAGAGAAUGGCCUACUACAUGUCUCGCAUGCAGACGCCAGUAGAGAUGGUGGCAUCACCUGGUCGACCAGGACCCCCAGGGAAAGAUGGAUCCCCAGGAAAUCCUGGAGCCCCAGGUACUCCAGGUCUUCCAGGGCAAAUUGGCAGGCAAGGACGUCCUGGAAGCCAAGGACCCCCAGGACCCCAAGGACCACCUGGAGUAAAGGGUGACAAAGGUGUUGGGGAGAUGGGAGAUGUAGGACCUCCUGGAUCACCAGGUAUUCCGGGCCCCCCAGGCUAUGGCAAAACAGGACCCCCUGGUCCUGUUGGCCAGCAGGGUGUUCCUGGGAUCCCAGGAUCUCAAGGACCACCUGGAGUAAAAGGAAAGGAUGGGCGAUGUAAUCCUGGAGACUGUAUGAGCCAUCAAGUAGAAUACAGCCCCAAGGGCCCACCUAUCAAAGGCCCCUGGUAGAGAACUAGAGGAUGGGUGCAGAGAGACUACGGUUUAUGGAGAAGCCAAAGAUCAAAAUGAGAUGCUUCAUCUGACCCAAGAUUGAAAAAAGAAGCUGCUUUUGGUGCUGGACUGAUGGACUUACCCUUUAAGACUUUGACUAAAGAUCUGAGAACAGUUUUUAAAAGGGCCCGCUGGACCUGAGGCCCACAAACACACAGCGGCCAUCACCUUUCAUCCAGCAUUCCUUUCACCUUGGAUGUUAACUCUUUGCUUUGUCUCCAUCUAGUCUUUGUUUAAAGUGUUUUUCUGGUCUCCAGGAAGGUAACAGUCAAACAUUUCCUCUGCCUUCAUUUCUUUCAAACGUUUGUUUUUAAUGGUCCUUAUUUUUUUUCCUCUGAAUCUGUAAGAUGAGUUAGCCAGACUGUUUUUGUUUGCUCCCAUCGCUCCCAUCUCUGUUCACUUCCAUUCUGCAUCAUGCUCAGUCUUCCCAGAAUUACACAUUUGAAUUGACCCUGGAGGCCAUUAAAGCCAACGUUGCAGUGCCUGCCCUCCUUGAUGGGCUGUUUUGUACAUAUUUAUAAGUGUGUAUAUAUAUAUAUCGGAAUUUUAUACUUUUAGAAGUUUUUGAUAUUGGCCAUGCUAAUUAUUAGCUCGUUUUUAGUGGCGAUGGUGAAACAGGUCCUAAAGAAAUAUUUCCUUACAAAUUCUUUAAGCGUUAAAUUGAAUAACAUGUCCAAUAAAGGCAGAACAUUUAUUAAAGACGUUUAGAUGCAUACAGGAAACACCAGGAUCUGAAGCCGUUUUAGUCAUUCCUCUUUACUCCAGACCAGUUCUAAUAACAGGUGACACGCCUUUUUCCUUUAAAACUGGUGGCCCUUGUUUCCUCUGCUAAGCAUCACAGCCUGUUGGUGUUACAAAUGAAGUGUGUUUCAUUUCAGCUUUGUUUUUAUUUAUAACAGAGUUUAAACUCACUUCCUCUAUUUUGUCUGACAGUUUGAACUUUGAGCCAAAGUCAAACCAGCUUCUCUAAAGAGGAACCUUUCCUCGCAGAUGUUAACCUGAACUAAUAAAAGCUUUUCAUGGAA
This is a messenger RNA of Nothobranchius furzeri (turquoise killifish), 6167 nucleotides long. It is a transcript of the gene col16a1, whose product is annotated as collagen, type XVI, alpha 1. Gene Ontology annotation, cellular component: basement membrane. Gene Ontology annotation, molecular function: extracellular matrix structural constituent conferring tensile strength. The record is from RefSeq and is a predicted model, not a curated record. Gene Ontology annotation, biological process: extracellular matrix organization. NCBI's taxonomy places the organism in Eukaryota, Metazoa, Chordata, Actinopteri, Cyprinodontiformes, Nothobranchiidae.